AUGAAGAGCGUAACGUCGAGUGUCUCCAGCUCGAUUACGGGCUCUGUUCAAGGCGAGGCGACUUCAGCGCAGCCUCAAAUCAGCAGCGGAUUGGUCGAGAAAGAGCUAUUGGAACGGGUUUUAUUACGAUUGGCCAAUUGUAAGAUGCGAAGAGAUCAUCGUGGAGAGCCGACGGCUGAGAUGGACGUUCAUGUGACCCCUGAAGAGAUCUACAAGCUCUGCCAAUUGGCGGUGGAAUCCUUUAUCAAGCAACCAGCCUUACUGCAGAUUGGAAGGUUAAAUUUUAUUGUAUUUUUGUUGAAAAUAGUGUUUGAUGAUGACUUUUCCUACAUUUCUUAUGAUUUUAAAUAAUUUUCAAGCCAUUUUUAUUCCUAUUACAACACAAAUUCACUUUAAAAUAUCAAAAAGAUCAGAAAAUCAGAUAUUUUUUCAAAAAAUCCAUCUUUUUAAGUCUAGUACUAUAUAAACUCGAAGCUACAUCUAAAAAUAGUCUUGUUUUUCCUCAUGAUUCAUUUUAUGACAACUGUAUUACUCACUUUUGUCCCAUUUACCCCAAAAAACAUUAAAAAACGAUCUUUCUGAUGGACCAUGUAAAAAAAAGGAGUGUGCAUUCUCUUUACGAGAGAAACUAAAGAAACGCGUACCAAACCGAAGCAAAAGGGGAACCCAAUUCAAAAGCGAUGGACGUUUAUUUGAACAGUUUUAGGCUGCGCUGAAUUUUCGGACUAUUUGUUCCAAAAAAAGGUUAGCGGAACAUCCAGCUCAAUAAGUUGUGGCUGGAAAGCAAAAUUUUGGAAUGUCUGAUCUUGGGGUUGGACGAAUAUCGUUGGAGUUCUCUCAUCAUUGACCGCAUGUCUAUUCCGUUAUUUACAGUCUGUUUUUCAGCUCUUCCUUGCCUUUGACCAUCUGUGCCGACAUCCAUGGGCAAUUCCGAGAUGUCCGAAUGUUGGUGGACAGACAUGGAUUCGUUGACAAGCAUUCUUAUCUCUUCCUGGGUAAGUCCUCCAUCCAACAACUUUGCUAUUUUAGGGGACUACGCUGACCGUGGAACCCAAGGAGUGGAGACAAUUAGUUUUCUUUUCGCUGCCAAGGUUCUCCAUCCGGAGCGUGUCUUUUUGCUUCGGGGAAAUCAUGAAGACUACAAUACUUCAAUGGUUUAUGGCCUAUUGGACGAGUGUCUGGAGAAGUUUGGGAAUUAUUGUGGGCAAAGAUUGUGGCUGUGCUUUGUGAAUGCCUUCAAUCACAUGCCCUUUGCCGCGCUGGUGGAUAAGAAGAUAUUGUGCAUGCAUGGAGGGUUGAGUCCGGAGAUUCACAAUGUGGAAGAUAUCAAUAAGGUAAGAAUAACUGAUUUUGGCUCCAUUGGCAGAUUCGUCGACCCUCAAUGAUCCCUCUCUAUGGAAUGGCCUGUGAUAUUGUCUGGUCGGACCCACUAAAUCAACACGAUGGAUGGUCUCUAAGCCCUCGAGGGAUCUCUUUUACUUUUGACGAUUCUGUUGUAGAGAAGUUCUGUGAGGCGAAUGGAAUUGAUUUAAUCGUCAGAGGCCAUCAAAUUACUAACGAGGCAAGUUUUUUUGAGGUGUAAGAUUUAUAUUUUAUGGCGCUUUAGAUGCAUCGAAAUGGAUAUCAGUUCAGUCCGGGUGGCCGCGUUCUGACUUUGUUCACAGCCAGCGAUUAUCUGAGAACCUCAAAUACCGGCGCUACUUUGACUGUCACCCCAAAUGUAAUUUUUUUGCUGAGCUCCUGAAGACUGUUUGGAUUAUAUUAUAACCACAAUUUUAAUAUUAUUUUAGUUGGAGGCUCACUUUACUCUGUUCCGUCCAGUUGAUCGUAAACGUUUGAAGCGAAUGAACCGUCAUAAGGCCGACAGCAGCCAUUCCUCAACUUCCAAGAGCCUUCCUUCCGAAAGCAUGUAA
Messenger RNA from Bursaphelenchus xylophilus (pine wood nematode), 1913 nucleotides. Lineage: Eukaryota; Metazoa; Nematoda; Chromadorea; Rhabditida; Aphelenchoididae. The record is from the annotation of a GenBank genome assembly.